AAAACGGCUUCUUCUACUAGUCGUUGCAUUAGGGCGCCGCCGCCGCUGCCUCUAGUGCUGCAGUCCGACACGUCUUGUUUACGUUGAGGUUGGAACGGUUCCCCCUCGCUCCAUUUUGGCGUUUCAGAAUAAACCUCCAACACUGACAUCAUUAACAGAGGGCCGUACAAGGAGCGAGAGCAAGGAGAUGUUGACUCACUCCUCUGACUUACUCCCUCAGAUAGUUUGUCCAAUGGAUGAAGAUGCUAUUCCCUCAAACCCUUUCUGUAGUGCACCUCCCCACAGUGAACAUCCACCACCUCUCCUCCCCCUUUCCUCCGACACUCCCAGCUGUGCAAAUGAUGAAAUAUCAGGACAUCCUGGUCGUAUUCAAGGGGUCAGACCUCAAACACCUAAAAAACAGUGCCACAAGGACAUCAGAGCAGUUCAGAAACCAUCCAGACAGAAUCUGUUCCCCAUCAGGAGACAAAGAGACAUUAGAAGCAUGGUGCAAGUGUCGCAGUCCAAGCACCCUAAAGUUGUAUGUGGGGCAAAAAACAAGGAUGGAUUGGAUUUUAAGGUUGCAACGGAGAACCAGAAUACGAAAAAAGACCAGAAAAGCCCCUGGAAUGAGCCCGAUGUCUCUGCUGAAGGAAAUGUAGUUGAGCAAUUGGCUGACAAUACUACUGCUGAAUCGGACAUGGAUACAGGCAGGGAUUUGGCACUGGAACACGGUGAUGAAAGUGUAUCUUCCUUAAAAGGAUGGGUGAUAGGCCCAUUAUUUCGGAAUUUAAAGUCAAAGAUAAGCAGUUUCACAGAGAUUGUCUGGAGUCCUGUUAAACUCUUCAGACCCAACAGUCCUCCACUGUCAAUGGAGUACUCGGAGGAACCAGCUGAAUGUCAGCUGCAGGACAAUGGACCAUCUGAUGUUGAGCUGAGCAAUAUAUUUCAGCCAGUAGGACAAAGUGAAGUUGAGAAUCAAGAGGCUGACGUGAAUCAGCAGAGGGUUAGUGAUGAUGCAAAAAACAGGACUCGAUGUUUCUCAAAAAAAUUACUGUUUGACCUGGAUUUGCCAACAGACAACUCUGAACAGAUUGAUGAAUGUACAGUAACUCGGACAGAAAAGAUUUCCCCUGAAUCUGUGCCUUCUGAAGACAGUCCCAAACCCUCAAUUUUCUCUAACAAUGUGUCACAAUGUGUUGGGUCUUCUUUACUGUUACAGCCCUCUGUCAUUUUGAGUAUCUCACAGGAGUCCAAUGUGAAGAUGUCCAGUACAGGGGCGAAGCAAGGCAGACCGGCUGUCAGGCUGAAACCACCACCUAGAAAGGCUACAGGAAAUAGAUCAGAACCAAAAAAGGUUAUGUCUAAGCCUCGCAUGAAGAAAGAAGAGUCUGCCCCACAGGUCCGUGACGAGCAGCUUUCUCAAAGGAACUCAAACAAAUCCAACCCAAGCCAUACAGACAAAACUCAGCCGUUAUCUGCUUCAGCCUUUCACACUCACCUCGGUGCAGACAAUCUUCAGCCUGAUGAUGAGAAGAAAAUCAAGAACAUUAAAAGUGACAGCAUAGUUGGACAAAUCCUAUGGAACAAUUCAAAUGCCAGAAGGACACUGAAGUCCUCUUUGGACACAGAACAGCUAGAAAAUCAGACAAUUCCUGAGUCUUAUUUGGCUGCAAGUCUUGGAAGAUCAAAGAGGGGGAUUAAAGGGUCUUUGAAUUCUCAAGAGUCGGGGAGGAGGAAAAAACUUAGGAUAGAUGGAUGUAAAGAAGAUGUAGUAAACCCACCUUCAGAUAGUGGCACGCUGAGAGGUCUUAGACCACAGACAGGGGAAGAAACACUGAAACCUCUGAAAAAUAGACAUCACGUUACAACAAAAACUAAUAGAAAAGGAAAGUUAAGACAAGAAAUGCUCCCUACAGUAAAUGAAGCUGUGUUAAAUGCACUGACUGAAUGUUCCCCUGAUGCAGUGAUGCUUUGCUCUGUGGAUAAAAGCGGUGGUGCAUCAGAGAACAGUCAAAAGGGCAGCGGCACAAAGACAAAGCCUUUUGGUUCAGGCAAGAGACUUAAAACAAGGACAGGUUUUUGCAAACCUGAUGUAAACAUUGACAGUAUGGAUCUGGAAACCACAGUGGCAAUCACCUCUUCUGGACAAACCCAGCAGGAGCCUUUGUCAGAAGUUAUUGUUCAUCCUGGUGAAAAGCAGCUCCAGAGCACAAGCAAGAGCAGGGCUACAAACAAGAAACCACUGAAACGAAAAUCGCCUGUCCAAGUGAGUUUGAUGACAGAAAUAGACAGCACUUUCUCUUCUAACUCAUUAGUGAAGUCAAUAGAAUUAACAUCGCCUACUUUUGAUAAAUCUCAACCUGUUCAAAGAGAAGAGAACUUGAAAACGGAGCUCAACCAGUUGUCCAAGAGAUCCAAAAAGGGUUUCAAAGGAGCUGUUAAAUCCAAAGUGACAACACAAUCUACUGAUAAUAACCUAUAUUUAAUAACCAAAGAAUGCCAGUCUAAAGAAGGAAAAGGCAAAAAUUCAAUAGACCCUGUGUAUUUUGAUAUGACACCUUUUGAAAGUGAUCAGCAUCCUGCUCCUUUACCCUCCCAAACUAACUUAAAGUGUUGUGUACAGUUAAAUAAUGAAGUUAAACACUUAAUGGUUGAGAUGGUAAACAGCACUGCGCCCUUUGUUUUUGUGGCAGAUGAGCCAGUUCCUACUGACAUUGAAGCCAGUAAUAACAGCAGGUUGAGGUCCAGUGCAAGAAAAAGUAAUACUACUGCUAAGCCCAGGAAAGUGGAAAAACAAAGGAGAAGAUGUAGAGUGUUGCAUGGUAGGACACAUAAAGGUGAAGAAAUUAGAGAGUCGAUCACUAUGGAGGAUGCAGAUCUGGCUCCUCACUCUUCAAAAAACCCUUCCAAUCGUCUGUUGCGCAGCUACUCAUGCCCAGAGAUCCCAUCCGUCCAUCCCCAGGACGCACCCUGGAUUUCAUCUUUGCAUUCUCCACAUCACAACAGGACUCCCACGCCACAGCAGCACCAGUCCCUUCACACUCCUUUUGUCCCUCAUGCCCAAAAGUUCAUUCGGCGGGCUCGUCGUCACACGGUCUGCAGUGUGGAAGUAGAACGAGAGAUUGCUCCUCUGUGUCUUCGUAAGGAGGUGUAUCCAUUGAGAAGAUCUCUCCCACAUGAUGGCUUCACACAGCACUUGUCCCCUCGUGUCACACUUUCUCCCAGCACUCCCCUGUCAGCUCUGGCUUUCCGUUUCCUUUCGAGCCCCCUGGCCUUUCUUUCCAAUAGAGUCGAUGGCAGAGCAGCUGCUGCCAGCCCCAGCACUUCCAGUCAUGUUUUUUCUCCCAUCUCUCCCUCAUCUUUGACAUCCUCAGUGAGCUCCUCCACAUGGCACCAUUCAGGAAUCCUCCCAAGUAGUGACUCUCAUUCUCCCUCGAAUUCUAGUUCAAGUGGAAAAAUUGUGGAGUGUGAGACUGAGAUGAGGCAAAGUGAGGAGGAGGAGGAUGCUGAAGACACAAGCUCAUCCAGUCAGGAGUAUGAAGACAUUGCAUUGAAAGAGGAAAAGGCUCUAUCUGACUCUGAAAUCAAGGUGGUGCAAAAGCAAGAGGAGCGAGGGAAGGUGUCGUCCAUUAGAAUUCGGAAAACUUUACCUAAAACUCUAAAUAACCUGACACCCAUGGGCCUGCCCAAAGCCAUCAGGCUGAAAAAGAAGGAGUUUAGUCUGGAAGAAAUCUACACCAAUAAGAAUUUCAGCAAACCUCCUGAAAGCCGACUGGAGACCAUAUUCGAGGUGCCUCUCAAUCGUCGAAAUGGUUCAGAGUCCUGGUUCAGCCAGAGACGUGUCAAAAGAUUUCUGGAGUUCCUGGAGGUUGGCGAGGCCAGGAAACCAAAGAAGCCACUUGUGGGUGUCGGAAAGGUGGGUACCUCGUCUUCAAGGACAAGGCGAGGGGGCGUGACUAAAGACGUACCGCCCCUCAGCGCGCAGGACGUGGACUCACUGCUGUGUGCCAAGCUUGAUCAGCUGAGUUUGUGGUUGAUAUGUGAUCAGAAAGACAGCUGACAGAUGCCUCUGAAAUGGUAAUGAUUUACCCCUCCAAAACAAUUACUGCAGUGCUGUUUUCUAAUGUAUAUUUUACAUGAACAUUCAAUGUUAUUGAAGAAUGGAUCUUUUCAGUCAUAGGAUGUAGAGCUGCAAAGUUGAAGAAAAGUACAUCAUAGCUUCAACAAAUAUGUCCCAUUUCAGAAGUCGGUUGCAAACAUAAUGGUGCAUUUUAUUAUCAUUAAGGCACUUCUGCUGUCCAUUUUCCCUGUGGGCCAGUUUCUAUUUUGGUAAACAGUUGACGUCCAUAAUUUUAAACACUUACAGUACAGUAUGGUGUCUUAUUGUCAUUUUGUCAAAUCUCAGACUGCAUGUCCUGUAUACCAUCGCAAAUCUGUUGCACUGAUGGUAGCCGGUGUAUUAUAAGAGGUUUAGUGAUGUUGUAUCGUCAUUGUUUAAGUUAUUAAUAAAGGCAGCUAAUUUUCUUUUCAUUCAAUGCCGAUAAUAUAACUUUUAAACAUGCCAGCAAGAGAUUUGUCUUUGCUGCAACUCUGUUUCUGUCCACAAACAGGGAUUGCUAAAUCAUUAUAUUGAGUCGAGGACUCACCCAUGUUCAAUCAGCCUGGUGUUUGUGUUAGUAAUUUUAUGACAGGGGAGGUUUUUGAUCUUUAAAAUGUAACGUGGAAACAGUGCAGCACUCCUGAGAGCAUUUAUUAGAGGAAGCGUCCAGAUUCCACUGCUGGUUGUCUUUUUUAUUACCUGUGGUCUGUUUUCUCAUGUCUGUAUUUGUAUUGUAAAUGUAAUAUUUUGAUAAACUGUCUGUAUAUGUUUGUUUUUUCUCGCCAAAUUUAAUGGAAGUUGCCUUAACUGUAAGAUUUUUGUUUUUGUUUAAAUAGUAGUUAUGUAAAUGUGUUUGUAAUUGUUGCAACUCAGAGCACAAAUGUUUUUUUCAUUUUUAUUACAAAAUUGUUUCAGUAGUGUUUGUAUAAAAGUACAACAUAUUGGUACAUUUGAUGUUAAUAAAGCUAAUAUGGUAACAGCGCAAUAAUGCCAAGAUAAUGCUGGCACGACGAGAGCAGAAUCACAUAAUGUUCUGAGGAAGCACUGCCAGGAUCUCUGCCACACUUUAUCAUGCCCAGUGUCGACCCAAUCCUUCUCCAACACAUGUAGAUGUUGUAUGAUUUAGAGAUUUGCAUUUCUCUAUUCACUUUUUUUUUAGAAUCUGCAAAUGUCUAAAACAAAAUGUGGAGUUGUAACGACAUUUAAGGUGCAAAAAUGUGGAGGAUUGGGUCAUUGCUGUGGAAUAAUCAUGGCAUGUAGUUUCUUGUCUCAGACUUUACAUUUUUCUAUUUACAUUAGAAGUUUGAAUUGUGCAUAUGUUUAUAAAAAUAAAUAUUUCAGUGUGUAAGAUA
Molecule: messenger RNA, 5433 nt
Organism: Solea solea (common sole)
Lineage: Eukaryota; Metazoa; Chordata; Actinopteri; Pleuronectiformes; Soleidae
Gene: prr14
Product: proline rich 14
Exons: 11
Coding region: 188-4042 (1284 amino acids)
Source: RefSeq, a predicted model, not a curated record